UGUUAUGCUACGAAAUCUCCUUACUGCUCUGGUAGUCAAAUCUUGAUAAGGAUAUACCUGUGCUUUCCAGAUCCACGUGAUGGAGAGGAGGGGCGUUACCUGCCAAAAAGGGUCUCCUGACUUCACCCCCACCUUCCUUAGUCUUGUUUGUUUUAGGGAGAUUCUAGUUGUAGAACUUUGUUGGAUUAUUAUAGGGCAGAUGGCGACUCCAGCGAAGAAAGGCUUCUACAGGCAGGAGAUCCAGAAAACUACCUGGGAUGUACCAGUUCGGUACACUGGCUUGAUUCCUGUUGGAUCGGGGGCUUACGGAACGGUCUGUGGAGCCAUAGACCAGAGGACCAAGGAGAAGGUGGCUAUCAAGAAGCUGUAUCGUCCCUUCCAGUCUCUGAUUCACGCCAAGAGAGCCUACCGGGAGCUCCGUCUGCUCAGACACAUCCAGCAUGAGAAUGUAAUCUGUCUAUUGAAUGUUUUCACGCCUGAUUCAUCUCCAGAUACAUUCCAGACGUUUUACAUGGUGAUGCCAUUUGUAGAUCAGGAUCUAAGCCAUAUCAUGAAGAAAGGAAAACUGACUGACAAAAUGAUUUCCUACAUCCUGUACCAGAUACUCCAAGGACUCAAGUAUAUCCAUUCUGCUGGGAUAGUGCACAGGGAUCUGAAGCCCAGUAACUUGGCUGUGAACCAGAACUGUGAACUCAAGAUUCUGGAUUUCGGCUUGGCUCGGCAUGCAGAGAGUGAGAUGACGGGGUACGUGGUGACGCGCUGGUACAGAGCCCCCGAGAUCAUCCUCAACUGGAUGCACUACACCCAGACCGUUGAUAUGUGGUCAGUUGGGUGUAUUCUAGCAGAGCUGAUCACAGGCCACGUCCUGUUUCCUGGAAAAGACUAUUUUGACCAGCUGAAGCUGAUCAUGAAGCUGACAGGAACCCCCCACCCGUCCCUGGUGCAGAAGAUGCAGAGCAAAGAUGCAAAAAGGUACAUACAGGCCCUGCCCCCCCAAGUGAAGAGGAAUUUCAGAGAGGCCUUUCCCAACAUGGACAAGAAAGUGGUGGAUCUGCUGGAGAAGAUGCUGGUGCUGGACCCGGACCGGAGGCUGACAGCGAGGGAGGGGCUGUCUCACAGAUACCUGGAGGAGUAUCACGACCCUGAGAGCGAGCCCGAAUCCAUUCCCUACGACGACUCCUUUGAGAACCUGGAGCUGCCGGUCGAGGAGUGGAGGAGUGAGUCUCGGUGUCUGCAUCAGAGCUGGCAGUGAGGGGCACCUCACCCCUUUUAUGUCUCAUCCACAUGGAGAUCAUGACCUUUGACCCUGACAACCCAAGACAAACAGCAACAUAGCCUGAGGUAUUCAGAGCAGCUUUUACCUGUUCAUGGAAUAGCUGGGGAAGAACAAUACAGACUUGAGAAGAAUAAGCAGUUAACAUCCUGAGGAAACAGAGGCUGCUGGGUAAAGUUCUAAGACAACACUUGCAAUGCUCCGAGACGGAGAAGAGUGGGUCAGUUGGGCAGAAAAAUAAAUUGAGGAACUUUUAUUUUGAUUUGAAUUUUGUUUUUUAUUGCUCACGUCAGUUGCUUUGUAAUGUAGUAUUUUUUACUACACAAUCUUUAGCUGACAUUUACUAGAUAGUGAGCUAUUGAUAAACAAAGCAGUAGUGUUUAACUCAGAACCACAUUUUGCUCUUCAAGUGGUUUUAAAUUUAAUUGUUUGGGAAUAUUUUCAUUAAAACUUGUUUUUAAUUAGACAGAAUUUUAAAUUUAAGUGUAUUCUUUGUCUUAACUUUGGGUCACAAAGAUUGUCAUGUACUAUAUGAGACAGCAUACUAUACAUGUACCUUCACCUCUGAAAAAUUAUUAUACCUGACAGUUUUAGUCAUUUCAUUACCUUAUAAACAACGGUAUCAGUUCAUUUAUUAUGGUAAAACAAAAUAACGUAAUGCUUUUUUGCCAUUUGAAUAAUUUAUAAUUCUGAAUAUUCAAAUUUAAAUUUUAUUUUAAUAAAAACAAGACUGAAA
Messenger RNA from Acipenser ruthenus (sterlet), 2009 nucleotides. RefSeq names its product mitogen-activated protein kinase 14-like. Gene Ontology annotation, molecular function: MAP kinase activity; ATP binding. The transcript has 12 exons. Lineage: Eukaryota; Metazoa; Chordata; Actinopteri; Acipenseriformes; Acipenseridae. Gene Ontology annotation, biological process: protein phosphorylation; intracellular signal transduction. Gene Ontology annotation, cellular component: nucleus; cytoplasm. The record is from RefSeq and is a predicted model, not a curated record. Bases 80 to 1252 code for a protein of 390 amino acids.